AUGUGUUGGUUCGGUCUCGUGUCAGUCACUCUGGUGGCGUGUGUCGGCGUCACUGUUACAGGUGUUUCGUCCCUCAACCCUCACCAGUUGGAACUCAAGCAGCACUACGAACAUCUCGCGUAUAUCUCUACCUUUACUUGCCACACUCCACAACCCAGGGUGAUCCCCGUGCACAAGCUGUUCUCCCAGUCGGAGCUCUACGGCAAGGCGUACUUCCCCGACGUCACUGUGUUACACCGCUGUGACGACGCUACCGGAAGCUGUACUGAAGGUAGCCGAUGUGAGCCUGUUCACACCGACUCGCUCCGGCUGCCGUUCAAAGUGACCUUCCUCGAGGAUAUCGAGCACCACAUGAAGGGUUCUUGGCUCAUGAAGUACCACUUCGUCGAGAAUCACACCGAGUGUGGUUGCAUCAAUGGGUACAAACCUCGCCGGUGACGAGUGUUGUCGAAUAGGAACACUUCAGAAUCCAGUAUCAAACCUUGCUGUAGUCCGUAAGUUCUACGUGUCGUAGAUGACCUGUUCUCGAGCAAUGUGUGCUUAGUAUUUAUCGUACAGUAUAUAAAACCUAGUCGCCCAUGCUAGUGCAUUCGAACUCACAUAUUAAACCUUCUGGAAGACUGGUAAGAACGAUAAUGUUUAAGUUUACCUAUGUGAAAUUGAAAUGUAUGCCAUUUAUUAGAGUCAUGAAGUAAUACUGACAUUUAGUUAACAUUUUGAUCUCAAUAGGAAUGAGCAGUGUUUCAAAUUGAAUUGUGUAUCAAAACAAAAUACCAAAGCAAAACUGACAUUUUAUUAAAUUGUUGAAUUCUAAUAUUAUUGAGAUUCUUAGUUUUGUGUGAAAAAGAAUGUACUGGUGGAUCUAAUAAUGCUAUGUAUUAUUCUCUGCUAAUAUAGAAAUAAUUUGUACUGAAACUUCAGCUGUUAAUUACACCAAAUUUUAUAUGUAAAUA
Homalodisca vitripennis (glassy-winged sharpshooter) is the source of this 953-nucleotide messenger RNA. RefSeq lists its product as uncharacterized. The coding region runs from base 1 to 438 and encodes 145 amino acids. NCBI's taxonomy places the organism in Eukaryota, Metazoa, Arthropoda, Insecta, Hemiptera, Cicadellidae. The record is from RefSeq and is a predicted model, not a curated record. The transcript has 2 exons.